Molecule: messenger RNA, 1695 nt
Organism: Cyclocybe aegerita
Lineage: Eukaryota; Fungi; Basidiomycota; Agaricomycetes; Agaricales; Hemipholiotaceae
Source: the annotation of a GenBank genome assembly
AUGUUUCUUCUCGAGUGCCUCGCAAUCUCAACUUUCCUGCUUGGCUCUUUGGCCCAUAUUCAAGGAGAUGCGGUCCACGUACUUAACCAUUUUCUUGCAUUGGGACACGCUGGUACAUGCGCAACCAGCUUCCUGUCCGACUCAGACUCCAUCAACCACGAAUGGAGAUCUCGUUUGAAGUCUCAGAAGCAUAGCGCUCAACGACUCCUGAAGGGCGGCGCACCAUUCGCUGAUGAACACCUGGGGAUUAGCGUUCCUCCGCCCCCUCUCGAGAUAGUACCACUCAUCGUCUCAGGCCCUUCUUCGAACCGCGUGGAUCUGGUGUUCUUCUCGGACGGGUAUACCCCGGAAGAACGCGACAAGUUCGUUGCUGACGCUCUGAGACUCGCCGAGGAUGUUUCGACGAAUCAGACGUUCAAUACUGUGCAGCCGCUGUUGAAUUUCUGGGCGGCGUUCUCACCUAGCAAUGAGAGCGGUUUAGGGAACAAUGGCCCCAAUGACACGCCAUUUGGUCUGUACAGAAUCAAUACAGAGCUUCGUGGCGUAUACUACGCGUAUGCGGAGGUUGGAAGGGCUGCCUGUGAUUCUUUGGGAAAUCAAUGCGAUUACCCUAUUCUUCUGGGCAACGACCCUCUCUACGGUGGCCUAGGAGGGGAAUUCACCGUCGUCACCGCCUCGAUCAUCAACGGCCCUCUUGUUCUCCGACACGAGCUCGGGCACUCGAUUUUGGAUGUCGGUGAAGAAUACGACGGCGGGCAAGCCUACUUUGGUCGAAAUUCUGCUCGAGACCCUGCCAACAUACCCUGGACGCAGUGGCUCUCCGACCCGUCUCGUGCAAAUCCUGAUGGCACUCCGCGAAUCGAGCGCUCGGUCAUGCCGAUGCAAGCGUACCCUUGGACGCUUCUUAACACGACCAAGGCCUGGGCAGUGCAGUUCGACUCCUCUGGUUUGUAUGAACGUUAUUUGUUGCAGUUCUCUCUGUCGGGAAUACCAGAUAAAGAGGAUCUGAGGGUUGAGUUCGAUGGAACUGACCUUGAAUGGGAGCCCAGGGAAGAUCUCGGAGCGGAUAGAUGGUUUUACGAUUUCUUGGGUGAUAAAAAGCUGGAAGCUGGCAAGCACAAGUUGAAGUUCACACUACUGAAUGGGGCUCUGGAAGGGAAGGCUCAACUCUGCAGCACGGAGGUUUUGGAGUAUGGGAAUGAGGAAGAAUUCGUCCUCGAGCCGGGCUUCUACAGCCUAUAUCCGACGUACUCCAACCUCAACAGGACAACUUACCGGCCUACCAAUGACGACUGCUUGAUGCGCUCUGUCAUCACCCCGAACUUCUGCAAAGUGUGUAUAGAAACGCUCUGGAUCAAGCUGCUGCAGCACGUCUCCUUCGUCGACUCUAUCCAAGAGACCUGCGAGCUCCAAGCGGAUUCUGCCGCACUGAAAGUCUUGGAUCUCGUCCUCCUUCCUCUAGCAGACUUGAGGCAGAGGGCGAUCGCUGCGAAAGAGAGCUAUACCAUCAUUUGGCAGAAGGACGGCGUGGUUCUAGAGGACUUCACAAACAAGACGAGAAUCGCAGUUGACGAGGCGGGUGCGUUGGGGACGUACAACAUCCAUGUGAAGUUCUCGACAGAGGAAGUCAGGAUUUCAGACAGUCCGACGUUGGAGAACAACAUUAGCUAUGAAGUCAAAACUGGAUGUAAUUAG